Molecule: messenger RNA, 1980 nt
Organism: Colias croceus (clouded yellow)
Lineage: Eukaryota; Metazoa; Arthropoda; Insecta; Lepidoptera; Pieridae
Product: solute carrier family 22 member 6-like
Exons: 8
Coding region: 163-1734 (523 amino acids)
Biological process (GO): transmembrane transport
Cellular component (GO): membrane
Molecular function (GO): transmembrane transporter activity
Source: RefSeq, a predicted model, not a curated record
UGCCGCUCGGACUUGCCGGCCGGCGGGACGUCUCCACAGCCACCUCGUGUGCAUGUAAACAAAGCCUAAGUAAACAAUAUAUAUUCAGGACCAUAGGCGGUCAGGUCGCAGUUCGCCACCGGUGUUUGCCCCGAACUAUUGUGACUCGCUUGUGGAUCAGUGAUGGACAAGGACGGCAUCUCCGGGUGGGGCUGGUGGCAGGCGCGCAUCGCGCUGCUGCUGGCGCUGCCGGUGCUGCUGACCGGCAUGUACGGCACCAACUACGUGUUCCUGGCUGCGCACACGCCGCACAGGUGCCACAUUCCAGAGUGCGAAGACAACAGCACACUUCUAGAUGUUUCGGAAGAAAGCUGGGCGCCCGACUGGGCCGUGUGGGCGCUGCACCCCGACUCUGUCUGCGAGAGACCUCAAGCGGUGGACGGUAGCUGUAGCGCGGCAUCUUUUAAUAGUUCAGCUUUGCUUGUCUGUGAUGGAUUCGUUUAUCAGCAUAGGAGUAGCAUUGUUUCUGAGUUCAGUCUGGCGUGUCAGGAGUGGAAGCGCACUCUGGUGGGCACCAUCCACAACGUGGGCAUGCUCGUGUCGCUGCCCAUCAUGGGUUAUGUUUCUGACAGAUGGGGUCGUCGCGCAGCUCUCCUCACGAGCGGUGUAGGCGCGGGUUUGCUCGGGCUGUGCAAGUCGUUCGUGGGCUCGUACCCCGCCUACCUCGCCAUGGAGUUCCUGGAGACUGUGUUCGGUGCUAGCGUCUAUCCCGCUGCUUUUGUGCUGAUGAUCGAGUGGCUGGGAGUUGAACAAAGGAUCUUAGCCAGCUUACUGCUUGGUAUUCCACUAGCGGCUGGAGCAGCUACGUUAGCCCUGCUCGAUUACCUGACAGGCUACUGGCGGACAUGGGCCAGAUUCGCAUACCCACCGUCCUUCUUACUCCUCCUCUACCCAUGGUUACUGCCAGAAAGUAUACGGUGGCUGGUGGCCAAAGGAAGAUUAACCGAAGCAGUAAGUUCUAUGAAGAACGCAGCAAGGGUCAAUAAAGUUGCAAUCCCUGAAGAUAUUCUGGAGCGAAUGUUGUCCAAAGAUCAAAUAACUGAGAAAGUUGAACAAGUUGUCGAAGAAGAAAGCUUGUUUAGAGCUUUUAUAAAGUACAGCGCGCUCCGGCGGCGCCUGUGCGUGUGCUUCGCGUGGUGGGCGUCCGCAGUGUUCGUGUUCUACGGGCUGGCGGUGCGCGCGCACGCGCUGGCCGGCUCGGCGCACGCCAACUACGCGCUGCUGGCGGCGGCCGAGCUGCCCGCGCUGGCGCUCAACACGCUGCUGCUGGACCGCGCGGGCAGGCGCCCGCUGCUCACGGCCGCGUUCCUCUUGACCGCGGUCGCGCUUAUCGCUAUACCGUGCUUGCCUAACCAGGAGGGUGCAGCGGGCACGCUGCUGUUCGUGUUGGGCAAGGCGGGCGCGACGAUGGCGCUGAACGCGCUGUACGUGUACACGGCGGAGCUGUUCCCGACGCGCGCGCGCCAGCGCCUGCUCGCCGCCUGCUCCACGUGCGGCCGCCUCGGGGCCAUCCUCGCGCCGCAGACGCCGCUGCUGGCGGUAUACGGCAAGUGGGUGCCCACAACGGUGCUGGGCGCUCUGCCCCUGCUCAGCGCAGCCCUGACGCGGCUGGUGCCCGACACGCUCGGGCGCCGCCUGCCCGACUCCUUCGCCGACCUCGACUCCAGCGCCACUGACGUCACCGACCUCGCCUGAAGUGUACAAGCAGAUAGUAUGGAUCUCAUUUAGGAUUACACGUGCGAUGCACUAUCAUUGGGGGAAUUUCGGAUGAGGGGUCAUUUCAGGAAAUUGUGAUACCACUUUAGAGCAUCGCUUUAUCGUAAGUAUAGUGACGGAAGGGCAUAAAGAUAUACAGGGUUACUUGUAAAACACCAGCAACCUCGCAGGACAAGAUAGCUAACAUCAUAAGUAACAACAUUUGAUCUACGACUUUUGGCAUAA